Messenger RNA from Corythoichthys intestinalis (scribbled pipefish), 2088 nucleotides. It is a transcript of the gene pxylp1, whose product is annotated as 2-phosphoxylose phosphatase 1. Gene Ontology annotation, biological process: glycosaminoglycan biosynthetic process; chondroitin sulfate proteoglycan biosynthetic process; dephosphorylation. Bases 176 to 1741 code for a protein of 521 amino acids. Gene Ontology annotation, cellular component: Golgi apparatus. Gene Ontology annotation, molecular function: phosphatase activity. Lineage: Eukaryota; Metazoa; Chordata; Actinopteri; Syngnathiformes; Syngnathidae. The transcript is spliced from 6 exons. The record is from RefSeq and is a predicted model, not a curated record.
UAGCUUUAUAUAUGGGAUUAUAGUCGUCAGUUGAUCGGUGAAAACGCUACACACAGCCACACACUAGUUCGCGUUGUUUCCAUGCAGGGAAGACGUCCAGGUUGUGCAGACUGCUGGUACUGACUAGAGUUCUGCAUGGCUAACGGACAGGGACGUGGACCAAUCACAUGACACUAUGUUGGCUCGUAACUGCUUCCUCCUCCUGGUGGCGGUGAGUGGAGCAGCCCUUGCCAUCGUCUGUUUCAGCCUUCAGUUCUUCAAUCUAAUCCCUACCACUCCUAUUGUGGAGGAGAGACUUCUACAGGCUGCAGAUGGAGACGUUCGGUUGACUCAGGGCAAGAGCAGAAAGCGGGUGUUCCCAAAGCCUCACACCCAGAAACCAAACCCCUUAUCUGAAGCCUAUGGCUACUGUAACACUCCCAGCCACAAUGAACAAGCCUGGGAAGGUCACAUUCCAGCAGAUUACAAACUGCUGUCAGUCCAAGUGAUGAUUCGCCAUGGGGACCGUUACCCACUCUACACUAUACCCAAGACCAAAAGGCCAGCCAUCAACUGCACCCUGUCCAUUAGCAGGAAUCCCUCACACCCUCUGUUAGGAGCCUUCAUAAGUCACAUGGGCCUAGGAGGCCGUGGGCACUGGGAGUCUACUUUGGCCUCUCUCCCUCGUUUACCUAACCACAGUCCUUGUGAGAUGGGAGAUCUCACUCAAACUGGUGUGGUGCAGCAACUACGUAAUGGAAAAAUCCUCCGUCAAGCUUACGCGCCCCACAGUUUUGUCCCUUCCGACUGGUCACCUCAACAGGUAUGGGUGGAGACCACGGGGAAGAGCCGCACACUUCAGAGUGGGCUGGCUUUUCUAUAUGGUUUCCUCCCAGAAUUCGAUUGGAAGAAGCUGACAGUACAUCACCAGUGGAGUACACUGUUCUGUGGCUCUGCCUGCGAUUGCCCUGCCAGGAACCGAUUCCUAGAGGAAGAGCAGAGGAGGCAGUAUCGUCUCCGAGUGGCUGAUGAAGAACUAGAAAGAACCUAUGCUGACAUGGCAAGCACCUUAGGUAUUCCAACACGCAACCUCCGGGUCGCAAACCCAAUAGACUCUCUGCUCUGCCACUUGUGCCACGGCCUUCCAUUUCCAUGCAUGUUCACGAAAGAUGGAAGCACAAACAGAUGUCUAAGUACAGCGCAGUUUGCCGUAAUUCGCCGGCAACAGCUAGAUGAUGAAAAAGACCGGAAAAGAGUGGGAUUGUAUCGUAAAUAUGCAAUCUUGGCAAUAUACCCCUACCUCAAUCGAACCGCCAACAAAAUGGAGCGAGUAGCCAAGGUUGCCGCAGGUAAUCGGAAACCAAGAGCUGGAGGCGAAGAGGUGUUCACGGUCUCCUCUGCUCAUGAUGUAACCAUGGCACCUUUGCUGAGUGCACUGGGACUGGAGGAGGCCAGGUUCCCACCUUUUGCAGCAAGACUGGUAUUUGAACUGUGGAAAAGCCCCUCAGUGAAGCAAGGACAGCAGGAGCAGAGGGCUGGCAAAGGUGAAAGGUCAAAAGCAAAAGAUGGAGGAUUUUUUAUCAGGCUACUGUACAAUGGAGAGGAUGUAACGUAUCACACUGUAUUCUGUAGCCCUCUUGACCGUCGCCCCAGUCAGCCUUUCUGCCCUCUGAAGAAGUUUCUUUCUUUUGUAAAGAGGGAUAUAUUCAAUGUCGUCAAUGCGACUUCCUACCAGGAGGCCUGUUAUAGUCACACUGGUUAACAAAAGGUAAAACAUAGGAUUUUUAUUUUUUUUUGUACAAUUUUUUUUUUUUUUAGUACAACAUACGUUUCUUGGUUUUUAGAUUUGUUCACUUGUAAUGAAGAGUAUAGCAAAGUUAAAGCAACACAAGGUUACUUUUCAACUUUUAUAAAAUAUUUUGAUAAGAUUUGUGAUAAUAUGUUUACUGACAACUAGUUGAUUGACACCGCUUUUAAAUCUUUAGGGGGUCUGUAUCAAUUUCACCCGCACCAAUUAACUUUCAGGAGGGUGGCAGAGACCCUGCCACACACACAAAAAAAAAAACUACAAACGUGCUGACUGCUUCAUGGUAUACGUCACUUCCCCAU